Molecule: messenger RNA, 2708 nt
Organism: Sinocyclocheilus rhinocerous
Lineage: Eukaryota; Metazoa; Chordata; Actinopteri; Cypriniformes; Cyprinidae
Product: glucosylceramidase-like
Exons: 10
Coding region: 226-1809 (527 amino acids)
Biological process (GO): glucosylceramide catabolic process
Molecular function (GO): glucosylceramidase activity
Source: RefSeq, a predicted model, not a curated record
GCAGUCUCACGCGGAACUCAGUCGCACGGUGCGUGGUUGACUGUUGACGGUCCAGAAACUGUAUGCCGAAGAUUAAAAUGGUUCUUUAAAACAACAUUUAGAGGACAGUAAUGAUUAUAAUAUUUCCGUUUUCAAGCGUCGGAUAAACGUUAAAUACAAAUAAGCGUUUGUCUGCUAGGAAUAAGUUGUGGGAGCGCGUUUAAUAUUUGACAGAGCGUUGUUUACAUGCAACAAAAAUCUCCACAGCAUCUCAUCGACAGAAUGAGAGAAACGCUUCUUUUCAUUCUGCUGACUGGAGUAAUCACUAUAGCAAGAGCUGACGACUGUCAAGCACUGAAUUUCGGUCAUGGUUCGGUUGUGUGUGUGUGCAAUGCGACAUACUGCGACUCGGUGGGCAGGACUGGGUUGCCAGAUCCCGGUCAGUUCUUGUCAUAUGUCAGCAGUAAAACUGGCAGCAGACUCGUGAAGAGUCAAGGCCAGUUCCAGAAGAACAGCACAGGUGCAGCUCUCAGAAUCACUCUGAAUCCCAGUCAGAAGUAUCAGCGCAUUAAAGGAUUCGGGGGAGCCAUGACAGAUGCAGCAGCUAUGAAUAUUCUGUCCCUGUCCUCCGGAGCUCAGGACCAGCUGCUCAGACAGUACUUCUCCCCGGAUGGUAUAGAGUACCGUUUCGUGAGAGUGCCGAUGGCCAGUUGUGAUUUCUCAACUCGCCUCUACACGUACGCUGACACUCCAGAAGACUACGAUCUCCAGAACUUCACCCUGGCUGAAGAGGAUAUUCACAUGAAGAUUCCCCUGCUGCAGCGGGCACAGGCUCUCUCUGCUCAGCCUCUCAAUCUGUUUGCCAGUGCUUGGAGCGCCCCCGCCUGGCUGAAGACCAAUGGUGCACUGAUUGGCAAAGGCUCCCUCAAAGGCAAGCCAGGAGGCAAAGAGCAUAAGACCUGGGCCCAGUACUACAUUAGAUUUCUAGAGGAAUAUGGGAAAUAUAAUCUUUCUUUCUGGGGGUUGACAUCAGGAAACGAGCCCACUGCAGGCGAAAUGACAAAUUACAGUUUUCAGGCUUUGGGUUUUACUCCGGAGACACAGCGCGACUGGAUCGCCCUGGAUCUGGGUCCAGGACUCCAUUCCUCAUCCUUUCCCCAGACCCGCCUUAUGAUCCUCGAUGACAACCGACCUCUGCUUCCACACUGGGCCAAAGUGGUUCUGAGUGACGUACAAGCGGCACGUUACGUCCACGGGAUUGGUUUUCACUGGUAUCUGAACAACAUUGCGCCACCUGGCAUCACCCUGACAACCACGCACCACCUCUACCCAGAGUACUUCCUGUUUGCAACCGAGGCGUGUGCUGGGUGGAGUCCGCUGGAUCGUGGGGUGCGUCUGGGCAGCUGGGACAGAGCAGAAGAUUAUGCACAUGACAUCAUACAGGACCUGAAUAACUUUGUGACUGGCUGGACAGACUGGAACUUGACCCUUAAUCAGGAUGGAGGGCCAAAUUGGGUUAAGAACUUUGUGGACAGCCCUAUUAUUGUGGACUCAAGUAAAGACGUCUUCUACAAGCAGCCCACCUUCUACAGCAUGGCCCACUUCAGCAAGUUCCUGUGGGAGGGGUCACAGAGAGUGGGCGUGUCCUUCAGUCAGCACACCAGCCUGGACAUUUCUGCCUAUAUCAGACCUGAUGCCUCAGCCGUGCUAAUCAUUCUCAACAGGUCUGAAGAAGAGGUGCAGUUUGAAGUUUGGGAUCAAACGCUGGGCUUUCUGCCAGGAAGUGCUCCACCUCACUCAAUCCUCACACUACUGUGGAGCAGACGCUGAACGGCUGUACCAAACACCGCGUCAAUAAGCCACAUAUGCACCUUAUCGAGUAACUCAAACCAUUUCAAAUGACUGCAGCAACCACGAUUACAAAGAAAUCAUUUCACUAGAUUCAACGGUGGUUUAUAAUCUAUCCAUCUCGCUUGAUAAGCUGUUUUGGUGCAUGGCAGUCAGAUUUAUGGGACAGUUAUCAAUUUUAAAGGCAAUAAUGUGAUUGAGUCAUGUUUUAACAAGUAAUGCUAGCAUUCCUGGAAAAACUUGAUGUAUAAAAUUCCUUGCACUAAACACACGAAGAAUUAAAAUGAUGCAAUAAACGCAACUUCUCACAGCCAUCUCGUCUGAGAACGCAUAUUUAUGUCAACAAAAAUCAAAUAGGAAGAUCUGAAUGCAUUUGUUGUUCAUCUGUAUCAUAAGAUCAACAUGUUGCCUUGUUUUUAUUCAGUUUUAUUAUUAAUACAUCAUGGUCAUACACAUCAUAUAAUAUAUAUUUAUAUACUUUAAUAUUUAGCAAUUCAUCGUCGUUUUUUUUGUCUUCCUUAAAUGAGUUUGCCAACUAAAAUUAUUUACAUUAGAAGAAACUGUAAUAGAAAUGAGAGUGAAAGGAACUAAAUCAAAUUAAACUGAAUGACAUUGAUGGGUUUGUCAUAUAUACACACACCAGAGUUGGAAUCAAAAAGGAGAGAGAGAGACUAAACUUCAUGAUCUCCUGGACAAAAGGGAUGUGAGAACAACAGAAGGCCUGGGGAAGUAAAACAACGUUCAUAAACCGCAAAGACACGGCACCCCAUCCCAAUGAGAAUUCACAUUGAACGACAAGAGGCGGGGAGUACAGCUCGUCUCUGGGAAACCGAACACUGUACCAUCUAAAUGUGGGUUGGGGAGUUGUGCUGCUACAGCAA